Molecule: messenger RNA, 801 nt
Organism: Sclerotinia sclerotiorum 1980 UF-70
Lineage: Eukaryota; Fungi; Ascomycota; Leotiomycetes; Helotiales; Sclerotiniaceae
Exons: 2
Coding region: 1-801 (266 amino acids)
Source: RefSeq, a predicted model, not a curated record
AUGGGCGUUUCGGAAUCUCACUAUGCCAAGUCCUUAGGCGAAAGUUACUAUCCACAGCCAACGCCAAUAGAUGAUCCAACGCAGAAGGAUCUUUUAGGUGCUUCGACUGCUUAUAAUGCAACUUUUUGCUCGUAUCAAACCCAUGGCACACAAUGUUUUCUUGAGCAUGGAGGGAAUGGCUUUGAGCCCAAUCAAGCUCGUCUUGAUGGCAGCUACGCGGACGCACGUAUGGCUCAAUAUAUGAGAGAUUUAAAUAUUGAUCCUCUGUGCAACAGUUUUUAUAGAGGAGAUGAAUCCGAAAUUUUGCGAUCAGCAUUAUUGGAAGGAAACAAACACUUGGACACUGUUAUACCCAAAGCCGACACACUUGCGAAAGGCGGCGAUAUUACUUUGACUUCGGUUCAGGACACUGAGAUUGAAUACGGUUUUGAAAUUUCCUCUGCAUUUGCGCCUCCUUGGUCCGCGGAAGACAUACGGGGACAACAUCAAUGGAGAAAGGGCAACUUAGUACGACAUAAAAAAGAAACGCAUAAUAUGAAAUCCGAGGAUCGAUUUAUGUGCGAUAUAAAGGACUGCAAAGAAACAUUCACAAGAAUAUCAAAUCUUAAUGUGCACCAAGGAAACAAACAUGGCUUCCCAGUCUCUAGGAAAACACGGAAUAGAAGAAGUUCAGUGCCGGGAAUUAUCAACAAGCCGAAGGCUGGUAGGAGAACUACAAAAGCUCCAAAAACCGUCGCCUUGGCAGAUAUCCCUGAACGCAGUCGAUCACAAUCAGUCCCUGGGCUCUUUGGACUAUUUUGA